AGCCGCAGUCCAGCCCACUCUUCAUGGGGCAAAGAGCACCUGAAAAACAGUACUAGAGAGGGGGUUCCGGAUAUAACAAAGUCUUAAGCACAGACGCUUAGUCAAAGUCUGUCUCUACUUUGUUGCUUUGCUGGCUCUGAGCUCUCCAACUCCCUGAGCCCCACAGCUCAGCCCAGUGGACGCUUACACUGCAGGCAGGGAGCCGGCCGCUAGAGGAUCUCUAACUCACCCCAAGGAACUGAGGGCUGAAGUGAAGAAGCAAAAUGGUGGCCUCGCUUCUCGCUGUCCUGCGAACAAGCAGGUUGUGUCAAUGGGGCUGCAAGAGCAGGGCGCAGCUGUUAGGGCCCCUGCCGUUUGGUCCCGGUGGCUGGAGCACUUGGGCCCCUGAGCGGACAAACGCGACGCUGAGCCUGGAGCCCGCGGGCCGCAGCUGCUGGGACGAGCCGCUGAGCAUCUCUGUGCGCGGCCUGGCCCCCGAGCAGCCCGUCACGCUGCGCGCCGCCCUGCGCGACGAGAAAGGCGCGCUCUUCCGCUCCCACGCGCGCUACCGCGCCGACCCCCACGGCGAGCUGGACCUGGCGCGCGCGCCCGCGCUGGGCGGCAGCUUCGCGGGGCUCGAGCCCAUGGGGCUGCUCUGGGCCAUGGAGCCCGAUCGGCCGCUCUGGCGUCUGAUCAAGCGCGACGUGCAGACGCCCUUCGAGGUGGAGCUGGAGGUGCUGGACGGCCACGAGCCCGACGGCGGGCGGCUGCUGGCGCGGGCGGUGCACGAGCGUCACUUCAUGGCUCCCGGGGUGCGGCGCGUGCCCGUGCGCGAGGGCCGUGUGCGCGCCACGCUCUUCCUGCCUCCAGGCAAGGGGAGGUUCCCUGGGAUCAUCGAUUUGUUUGGAAGUAGCGGUGGGCUGUGUGAAUACCGAGCCAGCCUCCUGGCUGGGCACGGUUUUGCUGUACUUGCUCUGGCUUACUUCAGAUUUGAAGACCUCCCUGAAAAUUUGAGUGAUGUGCACCUGGAAUACUUUGAAGAAGCCGUGGCCUUUCUGCUUCAGCAUCCAAAGGUGAAAGGCCCGAAUAUCGGCCUUCUUGGUUUCUCCAAAGGUGGUGACCUGUGCCUCUCGAUGGCCACUUUCCUAAGGAACAUCACGGCCACCAUCCUUAUCAACGCCUGUGUGGCCAACACAAUAGCUCCUCUGUAUUACAAAGGUCUGUCUGUUCCUGAUCUCGGCUGUGACAUAACAAAACAAAAGACCAUGGAGUCAGGCCUUUUGGAUUUGGGGGAUAUUUGGAACAAUCCCCUGGAGGAACCUCACCACCAAAGUCUUAUUCCACUGGAAAGGGCCCAGGGACCCUUCCUGUUCAUUGUGGGCUUGGAUGAUCAUAACUGGAAGAGUGAAUCCUAUGCUCAUAUAGCCUGUGGACGGCUACAAGCCCAUGGAAAAGGCCAGCCCCAGAUAAUCUACUAUCCAGAAACUUGCCACUGCAUCGACCCACCUUACUUCCCUCCUUCCAGAGCUUCUGUGCACGCAGUGUUGGGUAAAGCACUGUUCCAUGGAGGUGAGGCAAGGGCUCACUCAAGGGCACAGGUGGAUGCAUGGCAGCAAAUCCAGACUUUCUUCCAAAAAUAUCUCAAUCGUGAAAUACCUGAGAAGCGCAGCAAAAUAUAACAUUACAGCUUUAAACCAAAAGCCACGUGUGAAAGCUCUAAUCAUGCGAAUUCCUUUGGACUUCCAGAGUACUAAGGAGGCUUUUUUUUUUUUUGUAGUCUCAUUCACAUCCUUGUGUAGACAAGGAUGACCUCGAACUUCCGAUCCUCCUGCUUCCAUCUCUUCAGUGCUGAUACUAUAACCAUACACUUACUCUAUCAUGGUUUUCUGGGUAUACACAAAACCUCUCACCAAGCCAAUUCUAACUAAUAAAAAAAAGUUUCCUCAGAGGUAACAGUGAGAGUCAACUGUAAAACCUUGAGUAAUCAUCCACUUUGUAUUCUAGCUUCCUGUGAUGUGAACUCUGGGAGUUUCUGCUUCAACUCAUCCCUAGGCAGGCCUGCUGCUGGAGAGACACUAGGGAUGUCUAACCUGAACAGGUAGACAAGAUUCCAACAUCUGUAAAAUAAGUGCAAAACUUAGAAAUCCGUUCUCCCAAAUUCUUAGUCAUAUUAAAAGCAUCAAGUGAUAUAAAAGUCAUCUCUUCAAAGAUGCCUCCAUAGUAGAUCUCCACCUCAGGCUCUGCCGGUCACUAUGCAGUUGCUCUUGAAUAAGCUGCUAAUCUCUCUAACCCUCCAUUUCUUUAUCUGUAUAGUGGGAAAAUAACAAAUACUGCAUUGAGAUGUUAUGAUUAAACCAGACAAUCCCCACUUAAACAGUUGACCUGCUUUUUUUUUUUCUGAUGAAGCUAUUGGAAGCAAAAAGUGUUGAGAAGCUCGUCUGAAGGUAAAGGUGUUUGCUGCUCUGUAAGGAAACCUGUUGACCUGAGUUCAAUCACCAGACCCCAUGGAAAGGGGACAGGAGAGAAAUGGUUCUACAAAACUGUCUUUCGACCUCUAUAAACACACAUACAUCACACACACGCACACACACAAUUUUUUUUUUUUUACAAAAUCUGGUUGGUGAAAGAACUAAAUUAAUCUACCCCAUAUCCCAUGGAUUUCAUUGAUUGUUUGACUCUAUUUGUCCUGAGAUUUUAACCUUCUACUAAAACUGAAUUACAUUGUAUGAAGUUCAAGCCAACCGACAGCCACAGAAUGAAGACUCCGUAAGCCAAGUUGGAGAGCUUAGAUUCAAACAUUUUAAAAAUGAUUUAAAAAAAAAAAGAAAGAAAAACGCUAAUAAUUUUCCCUAACACUUAGUGGCAUGCAGCAGAGG
Molecule: messenger RNA, 2855 nt
Organism: Alexandromys fortis (reed vole)
Lineage: Eukaryota; Metazoa; Chordata; Mammalia; Rodentia; Cricetidae
Product: acyl-coenzyme A thioesterase 1
Exons: 4
Coding region: 264-1658 (464 amino acids)
Biological process (GO): fatty acid metabolic process; acyl-CoA metabolic process
Molecular function (GO): fatty acyl-CoA hydrolase activity
Source: RefSeq, a predicted model, not a curated record